Molecule: messenger RNA, 1503 nt
Organism: Selaginella moellendorffii
Lineage: Eukaryota; Viridiplantae; Streptophyta; Lycopodiopsida; Selaginellales; Selaginellaceae
Exons: 12
Coding region: 46-1386 (446 amino acids)
Biological process (GO): alternative respiration
Cellular component (GO): mitochondrion
Molecular function (GO): alternative oxidase activity
Source: RefSeq, a predicted model, not a curated record
AGCUCUAGAGUACUCGUUAUUCUUCUCGUCUUUGUUUCUGGGAAAAUGGCGCUGUGUAGCUGCGCCGCCAGCACUGAUCCAAGCUCCAGCGAUCGAAAAUUCUUGCAUUCUCCAGCUCGGCGAUCAAGGCGCCUCGAUUCCAGCUUCUUUAGCGCUCGCGUAAGUUUCCGUCGGCUUGCUUGCCCUGGUUCUACCAAAAUCCGCAACGAUAGGGCUCAAUUGCUGCUUGUGAGGGCUCAAGGAAGCGUUGGGAAUGAUUCGCCGUCUUCCAUUGCGCAAUCCAGCCGCGAGCUCAGGUUGGAGGCGAUCGAGGAGCAUCUAUCUAUCACGCACUCGCACAAGCCAAAGAGAAUUGCUUUCAACUAUGGCUUCCAAGCAAAGUUCCUUCGCCAAGGUCCCAGUGUUCCUGGGAGUUUUUUCAGGCUCGCAUUCGAGAACUUUGGUCGAGAAUGGAAGGCGCUGAGACGAAGCUAUCUGUUUGGAGAGUUUGAAAUCUCAGAAGACUCCAAACCACUUGGUGUUGGUGCUGCUUACUUGGGACGUGGAUUUGUUCUCUUUUUCAGAGGAUUCGACAAGAUACUCCAACUUUACGAUGGAUUGCCAGUGCUGAAAGAAGAGCUCCUGGAGCUUGACACGGAGCAAGAGGAUCUCAGAAAAGCUCUCGCGAAGCUAACACUGAACAGAGACGCCGUCUGGGAGAGGGAGCGCAAUCGACCGCCUGUUGAGGCUCCCUGGUGGAUUCUUGGUCCGUAUUACGCUCUUUGUUGGAUGCUAGAUGUAAUCUUUGAGGGCAGGCCAAUUCAACGCUUCUGGUUUCUGGAAACCGUAGCAAGAAUGCCUUACUUUUCAUAUAUUUCUAUGCUGCAUUUGUACGAAACUCUUGGCUGGUGGCGUGUAGGUGCGGAUGUAAGGAAAGUCCAUUUUGCAGAGGAAUGGAAUGAAAUGCACCAUCUAAAAAUCAUGGAAUCUCUUGGAGGAGAUUUGCUAUGGGGAGAUCGAUUCUUCGGGCAGCAUGCAGCAUUCUUUUAUUACUGGAUUCUGAACUUCAUGUUUUUCGUCUCGCCCAAAGUCGCCUACAAUUUCUCAGAGCUAAUAGAAAUGCAUGCAGUGGACACUUACGGCCAAUUUUUCGACGAGAAUGAGGAACUCCUCAAACAACUCCCUCCAUCGCCAGAAGCUGUGGCAUACUACGAGAACGAAGACUUAUAUAUGUUCGAUGAAUUCCAAACAAGCCGAGCUCCUGAAAGCAGAAGACCAAAGGUGGAUAGCCUUUAUGAUGUGUUCGUAGCAAUUAAGGGCGAUGAGUUUGAGCAUGUCAAAACCAUGGCUGCCUGCCAGCGAGCUGAGACGGUUGCCAGUCCUCACAAAAUCAAGAAACAAGCUUGAAGAAUGGUACUAGAUAUUCUUUUUCUUUUCAACAGUUAAAAACUUUCAAGUCAAAUAUUUUUAAGUUAGGUAGGCUUUAAGAAUAUUCUAAUUUUAUGAGUUCAAAUUUUUUAGUGA